Messenger RNA from Vicia faba (fava bean), 414 nucleotides. The record is from the annotation of a GenBank genome assembly. NCBI's taxonomy places the organism in Eukaryota, Viridiplantae, Streptophyta, Magnoliopsida, Fabales, Fabaceae.
AUGUCGGGAGCAGAUUUUCCCCCACCACCACGCCAUUUCGCCAUUUCGCCGUCUCUCCUCCUCCGACCCACCGUCGUCGCCGUUUCACCGUCCUCCCAUUUUGCCAUUUCACCGUCCUCCGACGCACACCGUCUCCCUCCUACGCCCACCGCUGCCGCGACGCCGUCUCCCUCCUACGUCCCACUUCGUCGUCUCUCCUCCGACGCCCACCGUCAACGGCUCACCUUCACAACUCUUCGCUCGCCGUUUCAACUUGGCGGCGCUAUGGCGGUUUUUCUGUUUGCUGCAAUGGUGUAUUUUCUGGACGGUGAAUCUAUUUUAGAAGAAACUUUAUCUCACUUUACUUCUUUAAGUCCAAGGAAGAGGAAGAAGGUUCUUAGACUAUGUCUCCUUGAAUUUCUGUUCCAAUACUGA